Eurytemora carolleeae is the source of this 461-nucleotide messenger RNA. RefSeq lists its product as uncharacterized. The record is from RefSeq and is a predicted model, not a curated record. NCBI's taxonomy places the organism in Eukaryota, Metazoa, Arthropoda, Copepoda, Calanoida, Temoridae.
UCCUGAUCAUUAUUAUAGUUAUCCUGAUAUAUAGGAACCGUAAGUUGUCCGCACGGAGGGAGAGAAAUGAGCGUUCAGAAUUCAGGUUUAAGUGGAAAGGAUUGGGAAGGAGGAUAAAGGAUCGUUUCCGUGGAGAAAGCAUGACGACACUGUCCCAAGAGGGCAAGAGCUGUCCCAGUACAGACAUUGUGAUGGUGGAGGAUGGAGGAUAUCUGGUUCCGAACGAUGUUCUUGGAACUGGUCAGACAAAGCCUGUCCAGAGUAAUAGUGGGACAGCGAGCGGAUUAGAAGCAUCAGAUAUGAAGGCUAUGCAGGAGUUUGAAUGUUCUAGAGCUUAUUUUAAUUGGGGUUCUGGUUUACAUCCACUGUGUCUUCACCUUCGGAACUAUCCUCCUCAGUUUCAUCAUCAUCGGAGGGAAGGGGUCCCUCCUGAAAAUGAUUAAUAUAUCAAUAUAUUAUAC